UGAGCUAGAAAAGUGCGUUUUAGAAUGAUUAGUGGUGGGCAGCGCAGAGGCAGAUUAUACGGCUCCACACAACUGUUGUUUUAAUCCCCUGGAAGAAGAGAUUUAGCAAGAAAAACCCCAGCCUUUAAACCCAGCAGCCAUAUUGUAUGGAAAAGCGACGGGAAGACUCUAAUUUUCAGAAGAAAAAAAAAAAAAAACUCCGCUCCUCAGAGACCUGCAGGAGUUUGGGGGAGUUUUAAAUUUCCUUUCACAGGUUGUUGGGUUUCUGCUGCACAGCCUAGCUCUGCAGCUGGCUGAGGAAUCCAGGCGCUGGGAAUAGUUUUCCAACCAAUUUGUUGGUGCAAUAUUGGUGUUGUCUUUUUGGAUUUGAACUGUUAUAUUACACAACUAAUAAUGAAGGACCGAUUGGAACAGCUGAAAGCGACUUGUGAUCAAGAUGAUGAGGAGGUGGAGAUCGCUGUGGACAACGCAGCCUUCAUGGAUGAGUUCUUCUCUCAGAUUGAAGACAUCAGGAACAGUAUUGAUAAAAUUGACGAGAACGUGGCUGAAGUCAAAAAGCUUUACUCGGUCAUCCUGUCGGCUCCCACGUCGGAUCAAAAAACACAGGAUGACUUGGAAUCUAUCACUAAUAACAUAAAGAAGAUGGCCAACAAUGCAAGAAACAAACUCAAGACCAUUGAGAGAAAUCUGGAGUCGGAGCAGCAGGAGAGGGUGUCAGCUGAUAUGCGGAUACGUAAAUCGCAGCAUGCAGUGCUGUCCAGGAAGUUUGUUGAGGUCAUGACAAAGUAUAACGAAGCUCAGGUGGACUUCAGGGAGAGGAGUAAAGGACGUAUUCAGAGACAACUUGAGAUAACUGGACAAGCGAAGACAGAUGAAGAGCUGGAGGAGAUGUUGGAAAGUGGAAAUGCUGCCGUUUUCACUGCUGGGAUUGUGGACUCUGGGAUCUCAAAACAAGCUCUGAGUGAGAUUGAAUCCAGGCAUAAAGAUAUUGUCCGUCUGGAAAGUAGCAUCAAAGAGCUGCAUGACAUGUUUGUAGACAUCGCCAUGCUGGUGGAGAGCCAGGGGGAAAUAAUUGACAACAUAGAGCAGAAUGUAUCCCAGUCAGUGGAUCACAUUAUUAAGGCGAAGGAGGAGAUUAAAAGAGCUGAAAGGUACCAGAGCAAGGCCCGCAAGAAAACUGUGAUUAUAGUGGUGGUUGUGGUGAUCUUACUGGCAUUGAUAGCGCUCAUAAUCGGGUUGUCAGUAGGAUUGAAAAAAUGAGGAGCUGUUUGACUAAAAGAAGAGAUGUUGAAGAUGAUCUUCAUCGGUGUGUGCUGUGCUGUGGUUUUAGUCAUCAUCCUCAUUAUCAUCCUCACUCAGACACUAUGAUGGGACCGCUGGAUCCCUGCCAUCAUCAUCAUGUGUUUUCUUCACCCAGAUCGUCCAUUUUGUUUCAUCAUCUGCUCAAAAAAAAAAGGAUUCAAAUUCCUGCGUAUGGAUCAGAGCUGCUGGUGUUAAAAAAAAAAAGGGGGAAGAUGAUCUUUUGUGACUUCUUCAGUUCCAGACAAUCUACGGACGCUCUGAUGAGGAAAUGAGAACUGCAAUGCGGCUCACUACCUGCUUACACCUCUGUGGAAGCAACAAAAAGGGAACUGGGAAAAUAACUGACUGUUUCAUCACCUCUCCAACACCAAACAUUUCAUUGUUUUUAACAUUUGAUGCCAAAGUUGCACCCCUGUGUGUGUUUGUCCUAAGCUGUUCUUUAAACCAUGCAGGAGCACAUACACACAUACACACCCCCACCCCCAGAUCCACUCUUCUUGCCUUAAUGAGCCUUGACACAUAUUACUACUUUAAAAGCUACUGAAUGUUUGCUUCUCCAGGUUAUGGUUGUUUUUAGAGAGUUCCAGCACUUUCACUGUUAAAAAUAUUGAAUUAAGCUAAGGUUUACGUAAUUAUAUUGUAAAUAACAGAAGUCAUAUUUGUGCACUGUUGACAGUCUUGUAAGAAAAUGUUCUUUUUCAAAUAUGAAGGACGACACAUUUCAGCAACAUUUGAAAGAAAAGACUAACAAGUAAUCCAUUGUCUUGAGAAGGUGCCUUAAAUUUAAUGUUGGCAAAUGGACUGUAAUAGAAACUGUUAAUGUGCUACCAAAGAGUUUGCAGACUUGAAUUAACACUAGUAAAUAUUUUUUUGAUUUAAGAAGUUUUUACAUAAAAGGGACAAUUAAAUCAUAAGGAAAGUAACAGCUCUUUUUAGGUGUAUUAAGUGAUUGUUUCCUCUGUAAACGUAAAGCUAAGCUGCCAGUUUAUGAAGUGCAUCCAUUCAAUUUUCUGUUAGAAUGAUGUCCAGAGCCAUUUUUCCUUCAUGUUUAUACAAUUAUUUUGUCAUCAUAUAAUUUACAAAGACUUCAAUAAUCAUUUUUAAUUAUAUAUACAUGAAUUGAAAUGAAAAAGUAACAUUAUGGAGCUUUUAUUUUAAUUUUAAAUAUUGUAUAAUGAGGUGAACUUCAUAAGCUGGUAGUUAAGUAGCAUUUUUAUUGGGCACCAUUAUUUUUUCUCUGUAGAUAAUAUUGCAGUCUGACAGUUUACAAAACAUUACAUUGGCUUUAGCACUUACGGUAAAGAAGGUGGUUGUGUGCAUAUAAAGGCGAGAUGUCAUUUCAGUCAGUCAACAGGAGCCAAAGCAUUUUCUUUCUUUACAAGAUUCUGUGUCUUUACACUUUCAGGAAAUACUUGAAAUCAGCGUCCAGCAUGAUUUUUGUGGCCAUGCAGGUCACCGAAGGAAGAGUGGGGAAAAUUUAACCUUGUUGCACAUUUCUUAUGUCAAAUAUUUCAAAAGAAUUAAAGAUUUGUUUUUUUCUUA
Xiphophorus couchianus (Monterrey platyfish) is the source of this 2844-nucleotide messenger RNA. It is a transcript of the gene stx3b, whose product is annotated as syntaxin 3b. NCBI's taxonomy places the organism in Eukaryota, Metazoa, Chordata, Actinopteri, Cyprinodontiformes, Poeciliidae. Bases 394 to 1260 code for a protein of 288 amino acids. Gene Ontology annotation, biological process: vesicle fusion; intracellular protein transport; exocytic insertion of neurotransmitter receptor to postsynaptic membrane. The record is from RefSeq and is a predicted model, not a curated record. The transcript is spliced from 11 exons. Gene Ontology annotation, cellular component: plasma membrane; SNARE complex; postsynapse. Gene Ontology annotation, molecular function: SNARE binding; SNAP receptor activity.